CGGGAUUUCUCUCUGCUGCCGCUGCACGCUACGCGCGCGGACGCAAUCCCUCCACGCUUCGGCCGAUCCUUCCUCUUUUUUUCUUCUUAUUCUCCCCUGUUUCCUUUCUUCCAGCCAUGCACCAAACUGCAAGCAGCAGGUUUUAGAGCAAUAACAGUAGUUUUCUUAUCUUCUUCCAGCCAGCAAAACAGUUUCUCCCAACUCUCCUCUUCCGGUUUGCCCUUUCUCAACUGCCAAGUAUUAUUGCUUCUGUUCAUUGCAGCAAGUACUCAAUUGGUCUUCAUAUCGACGAAUACUUAAUUGGAUAAGUUCCAGUGACCUUCCGAUAUAUAAAAAUAGGUACAUCUAUCUGUCUAAGUAAUUGAUGUUAUUUUAUAUUCAUGGAUUAAAAUAGAUACUUUUUAUUACUUGAUACUUAUUUUUAGAUUUAUUUGAAUUUUAAUACUAUUGAUAUUUCUUAUUGUUGAUAGUUAUAUAACAGUUACUUGUAGACCUUGUAAUGAUACCUAAAUGAAUUAGCAUGCUUCAUAUUAAACGUUCAAACUAAUUGAUAAGAAGUGAAUUUAAAAUCUAAUAAUUAUGGUAAAUAAAUUAAACAUAAUAAGGAUAUUAAACAAAGAAAAUGAAAUACUAAAAAGUAAAAACUCUUAGCGUAGCAUGCUAAGAGUUGUGGUAGCUAGCGUGAAUUGCUCAUCAAUAUUUAUUUGUGUGAUGUGUUAAAUGAUACAUGAAUGGAUGCAUCUACAAUACAAUAAGAUCUUACUAUUAUCAAGCUCUUAAAGCACAAUAGAGAAAGCGGAUGUUUUUCAUAGGAUUGAGCUGAAAGGUAUGUUAAGACGCGCCGAAUUUUGACCUCAAAAUUUCAUGUGGCAAAUGAUAAUACUUUAUAUCUCAACCACCGCAAGAGGACUAUUAUAUUGUUGUUGAUGACGAUUAUAUUUGCAAGUAUAGAUACUCAUUUGAUAAUUCUGUGAACCUUUCCCGGCCAAUUGUAUUGGAAACCCAGUGGACACUGCAAACUGAUUAAUAGCGGUUUAUUCGAACCACUGUUUUUUCUUUACAAAACAAAGUUUAAAAAAGAAAGAAAAGAAAUAGCAAAUUUGUGAUUAUACGGAAGUUACUUGGUGAUCGAUCUGAAUGAAUUAAAUUUGGGGGAAAAAAAACAGAUAAACUUUCCCUUCAUCCACAAUCUGCAGUAUUCCUUGUUGCUAUAUGCAUCCCCACGUAAUCCAACCAUCGACCUAUUACUGAAAACACACUGCAUGAGACGAAGCUCUAUCCGUCUAAGGCAAAACCGCACCGAAUCCGGCAAGAAAAAGCAUCUUGUUCAUCUUCCCAAGCAACAACAUAGAGACGUCUCUCAGCACAUAGAAUCACCGCAAAACAACUACAAAACCAUCUGAUCGGAAGGCAAAGAUUAUUUAUUCCGUUGUCACAACUCACAAAAUAAGGCAAGAUCAAUCUCAAACAGAUCGACAAAGGAGCGUUUUAUAUUUAAUUUAGUUGUUGCAGCAUUUUAUAUAUAUAUUUGUUUCACGGGUGAUGAUUCUUGAAUGAAUGCUAGCUAGAGGAAAGGAAAUGUUGCUGGAGAUCGAGAUGGAGGACGAACGACCAUUGCUUCCUCGACUAUGCAUGGCCGUAGCAAUUCAUCUCACCAGCUACAUCGUUGGCUACCUCAACGUAUCCAGCUCCAAAGUCGAAGGAACGGAUGAAUCUGAAACUGAGAAUAAAUCAAACCUCAACAGUCCCACUUUUUCACGCCGAGGCCUCAAAGACGAUCUCCUUGCCCUGCAAGAUCAAAGAAAAGAAGAACCUCUUGCAAAAAUCGUCCAUGGAACUCCUUCGACAACAAUGAAGAUCACCAACCAUGACAUCGCUCAACAAUGUCCUAAAAGCCCAAUGGAGGCAGAGGGGCUCCCUUUGCAGGAAGUAGUUGAAGAACCAGAUCUCAGGGAGAGGAGCAGGAGCCUUGAGACCGAAAUGCUCGAGUGGUAUGCAUUGAAAGAGCAGGAGGGCGCCAUUAGAGAGCUUGAAAAUCGACUGAGAACAGCAUUGCUAGAGACGAAUCGUUUGGCACUCAAGAUCGAGUCCCUAAAAGAAGAGAACCAGCGGCUCAAGCUUGAAGCAUCAGAUUCCUCGAGAACCAAGCGAGAGCUCGAAUCUGAAAGGACGAAUGUAACGCAAAUCAAAAGGAAAAUGGAAUCUCUUCGCGUUCAGGCCAGAGAGAAGAUAGCGUCCCUGGAGAAAAGGAUUAACUCGCUGCAUGAAGAGGUGGAGCGCAAGGAAAGCAGAGAGACAUCUGAUGCACUUUAUGAGUCGAACAGGUCUAAAGAAGAACUAGAAGAGGAGGCUGCUGAACUAAGACUGAAGAACUCCAUGCUGACGAAGGAAAAUCUGGAAUUGGGGCAACGUUUGGACAAACUGGCAAAAGUCUUGGACGAACUCAACCAAUUGAGAGAAGCAAACCAGGAAUUGAAGAACACGUUAGAGCAGCUUCGUGCUGACCACUGUGCGGACUUGGAGGAACUAGUCUAUCUCAAAUGGCUCAACGCCUGUCUGCGGUAUGAGCAGGAUCAUCAGAUAUCUCUGGGAAGAGCAGAAGCCAAGGAUCUAAGCAACUGUUUGAGCCCAAACUCAGAGGAGAAAGCCAAGCAGCUCAUACUUGAGUAUGCAUUUGCAGGUUUUGACAAUAUUGAAUACUCUUCACAGGAUGAACCCACAGUCGAUGAGCCGUCAACAAAAAAAGACAUCCAUGCAAGAAAAUCAAAGCUUCUUGGCAAACUUAAUAAGAUGGUAAGGAAAAACGGCAGCAAAGGAACAUCUGGUUCGACUCGUUCUAAUGAUGAACCCGGAAAAGGACUUUGUUUUGACAACAUUGCAUAUUCUCCUGCUACGGAAACAAGGGAGAAAAAGGCGUCUUGGUUUCGAGCUGCUUGUAGAUCUGCUUUAUUUGGUGCAGAUCAGAAGAGGAGUGGGUUAGAUCAAGAGGGUAAAGUUGCACGCUGCAAGAGUGACCUGGGCACUUUCUACAAUUUCAGAAGAAAGGCGAGAAAUAGCAUGAAUGACCAGAUUGAUUCAUUUCGCCUAGAACUUGAUAGCGUACGGAUAAAUAAGUAUGCCGAAGCUUUAUUGAGUUCUCGUAGUUCAUUAGAAAUAUAGAGACGAUCAGCUUCCUUCCUUCGCUGAAGUUGACUCUGAGGAUGUUAGGAAUUUGACCUAAAACAUUUUCAGUAUAGAUGGUAGUAAUGUCUAUCUAUGCAUUUUGCUCGGCACUGCAGUGCCUAAAUAUACAACAAACUUGGUUUUAGGUAUCAAAAGUGGAGGUUGAAUCAGAUAUAAUAUGGGACUGUCUUGUAUUCUGCUCUCAAUAAAGUCGAGGUUUAAGCCU
Molecule: messenger RNA, 3388 nt
Organism: Zingiber officinale
Lineage: Eukaryota; Viridiplantae; Streptophyta; Magnoliopsida; Zingiberales; Zingiberaceae
Product: protein CHUP1, chloroplastic-like
Exons: 4
Coding region: 1558-3159 (533 amino acids)
Biological process (GO): chloroplast organization
Cellular component (GO): chloroplast outer membrane
Source: RefSeq, a predicted model, not a curated record